Messenger RNA from Spodoptera exigua (beet armyworm), 782 nucleotides. The record is from the annotation of a GenBank genome assembly. Lineage: Eukaryota; Metazoa; Arthropoda; Insecta; Lepidoptera; Noctuidae.
UUCACUUACACAUUGCUGUCAUCGCGAUAAUUCAGUGAUUUCGGUGGUGAAUAAUAAUUAUUUCUUGUUUGCGAGGCUCUAACAAAAAAUUGCUCCACUGUACCGUCGAUAUUAUUAAAUUAAAUCAAUAUCAUAAUAUAAGUAAUAUCAGUUUAAAGUAUUUAAUCUAAAAUGAACAAGUUAUUUAUUCUUUUAGUAUUUAGUAUAUGUUUUUCCAUAAGCUUAGCUAAGAAAGCCAAAGAUGAAGAAAAGCCGGAUUGGGCUAAAAAAGACAUCAGAGACUUCUCUGACGCUGAUAUGGAAAGAUUAUUCGAUCAAUGGGAAGAAGAUGAGGAACCCUUGCCAGAAGAUGAAAAACCAGAAUACCUUCGAAAGCCUCCUUCUAUAGAUUUUACCAAGCUGGACAUGUCAGACCCAGCAAAUGUCUUACAAGCCACUAAAAAAGGACAAACUUUGAUGAUGUUUGUCUCAGUAGCAAAUAAGCCUUCCAGAGCAAGAACUGAAGAACUAACUAAGAUCUGGCAGACCAGUUUGUGGAGUAACCAUAUUCAAGUGGAGAGAUAUCUUGUAGAUGAUGAUAGAGCAAUUUUCAUGUUCAAAGAUGGAUCUCAAGCUUGGACUGCAAAGGAAUUCCUCUUAGAACAGGAAGAGCUCAAGGAUGUACAAUUAGAAAGUCAAACAUAUACUGGAAAGAAACCUGAUAUUAAAAAUAAAUCUCUCCGUGAUGAGUUAUAAUAAAUAUAAGCUACAUUAUAGGAUAAUACUUUGAGUUUCCAGACAGC